AUGUUUGACCACAGAGAGAGCAUCCACAAGCUGAAGGAGAAAGCCAAGAAGCGGAAGGGCCGAGGCUUCGGCUCAGAGGAGGGCUCGCGGGCCCGCGUGCGUGAGGACUAUGACAGCGUGGAGCAGGAUGGCGAUGAGCCGGGCCCGCAGAGGUCGGUGGAGGGUUGGAUUCUCUUUGUCACGGGGGUUCAUGAGGAAGCGACAGAAGAAGACAUCCAUGACAAAUUUGCGGAGUACGGCGAGAUAAAAAACAUCCACCUGAACCUCGACAGACGGACAGGCUACCUGAAGGGAUAUACUCUGGUCGAGUAUGAAACCUAUAAAGAGGCACAGGCGGCCAUGGAGGGGCUGAAUGGCCAGGAGCUGAUGGGGCAGCCCAUCAGCGUGGAUUGGUGCUUCGUGAGAGGGCCCCCGAAAGGAAAGAGAAGGGGUGGGCGCCGACGGAGCAGGAGUCCGGACAGGAGACGCCGAUGAUGGAUCCUCAUUUCUACCUGAGCCACGGUGGCAUCUUUUAAAGGAAUUUCUGCCCCAGAUUUUGCUUUCUGCCUGACAUGGGGUGCCUGGCUUCUGGCUUAUUGCUCCUCACACGUUGGUGGUGCCAUUAGACCCUGCCCGGCACAGAAACAUGCUGGUGAUGCCACAGUGCUGGCUCU
Messenger RNA from Haliaeetus leucocephalus (bald eagle), 653 nucleotides. RefSeq names its product RNA binding motif protein 8A (gene RBM8A). The record is from RefSeq and is a predicted model, not a curated record. The transcript has 7 exons. The coding region runs from base 1 to 474 and encodes 157 amino acids. Gene Ontology annotation, cellular component: cytoplasm; nucleus; exon-exon junction complex. Gene Ontology annotation, biological process: RNA splicing. Lineage: Eukaryota; Metazoa; Chordata; Aves; Accipitriformes; Accipitridae. Gene Ontology annotation, molecular function: mRNA binding.